Messenger RNA from Oncorhynchus tshawytscha (Chinook salmon), 1844 nucleotides. Its product is annotated as cdc42-interacting protein 4 homolog. The transcript has 15 exons. NCBI's taxonomy places the organism in Eukaryota, Metazoa, Chordata, Actinopteri, Salmoniformes, Salmonidae. Gene Ontology annotation, biological process: signal transduction. The record is from RefSeq and is a predicted model, not a curated record. Gene Ontology annotation, molecular function: protein binding. Bases 247 to 1788 code for a protein of 513 amino acids.
AAAUCUGGAAAGACUGGUGACCAACCCUCCCACCCUCUCUUGUCUUGCGACCAAAACUAGUUUCAAGACGACCGGGCGAAAAUAUUUUUCUUUCCCUUGAACGAACGGAUGAUUGAGGCGUCAACUUCCCGACAUUUCAUCCGACAUCUCCCCUCUCUAGACAAAAGUUUGUGGAUCCUCCAAGAGUUUGGGAACUAAAGAUUGAUAGAAAGCCUCCUUUUUUCUGUAGGUGGGAACUUUGAAAACAUGGAUUGGGGGACGGAUCUUUGGGACCAGUAUGAUGGUAUUGAUAAACACACCCAGUCAGGACUGGAUCUGGUGGACCGAUAUGUGAAGUUUGUGAGAGAACGGACCGAGAUAGAACAGAACUACGCCAAGCAACUCAGAAACCUCUCCAAGAAAUACCUUAAACGAGGCAGCAAGGAGGAGCAAGAGUGUGGGUUCACCAAUCACCAGUCAUUCCAGGACAUUGUGAAUGAGCUGAAUGACUAUGCGGGCCAGAGAGAGCUGAUAGCAGAGAACAUGAUGACUGGAAUCUGUGUAGAACUCACCAAAUACCUUCAGGACCUCAAACAAGAACGCAAAACCUCUCUCUCCCCCCUGGGAUGUCAAAAAGCUCAACAGAACUUGGAGAAAUGUUUCAAACCUGGAACUAAGAGGCGUUUUGCCAAGGAGUGGGGAGAGGCAGAGAAAGCCACACAACAAGCGGAGAAAAUUGAGAACGACACAAACGCUGUGAAAGCAGAUGUUGAGAAGGUGAAGCAGCAUGCCCAUGUGAAGACACACACAGCGGAGGAGUGCAGGAACGACUAUGCCGCCCAGCUCCAGAAAUACAACAAGGAACAGAACACCUUCUACUACACAGAGAUACCGCAGCUGUUUAAUAAGCUGCAGGAUAUGGAUGAGCGGCGUAUCAGGUGCUUGGCAGAGGGCUACAGUCAGUUUGCUGAGGUAGAGAAGAAGGUUUUACCCAUCAUCACUAAAUGUCUGGACGGGAUCAGUAUGGCAGGGCGGAACACCAACGGCAAACAGGACUCCUUGCGGUUUAUAGAACAACACAAGUCAGGUUUUGAGCGACCGGCUGAAGUGGACUUUGAAGACUACAGCCAAGGUAUCAAACCAGCCUCCUCAGACGCCAACCUCAACCAACCUAAAAUACGCACUAAACUGUGGCCCUUCAGUCACAAGAAAACCAAGUUCCAGAGGAUAAAUGCUGACAAGCACAUGUCUCCAGCUGCUGAGGACUUCUCUCACCUGCCUCCAGAACAGAGGAAGAAGAGACUUCAGUCCAAGAUUGAUGACAUCACCAAGGAACUUCAAAAGGAGCUGGACCAGAGUGAGGCAUUAGAGAAGAUGAGAGGUGUUUAUGAACGGAACCCUCAGAUGGGAGACCCAGCCAGUCUAGAACCUCAGAUCACCCAGACCUCGCAGAACGUUGGACGACUCAGGGGACAACUCACCAAAUACGAGUCGUGGCUGGCUGAGGCUUUCAGAGGAGAUGAUUCUACCAACACUGCUGUCAACGACAAUCAAUACUGUUCCAUGUCAGCUGAUCCGUCUCAGAACAUCUACUCAGAGUUUGAUGAAGACUUUGAUGAAGAUGUGGAGACUCCUAUAGGAAAGGCUACUGCCCUCUACACCUUCCAAGGGUCCAGUCAGGGGACAGUGUCUAUAACAGAAGGCGAGCAGCUCAGUGUGAUGGAGAGUGAUAAAGGAGAUGGAUGGAUGAGGAUUCUACGAGCCAACGGAGACGAAGGAUACAUCCCCUCAUCCUACGUCAAAUUCUAGACAAUAACACACACAUGCACACACACACACACACACAUGGAUACACCGAUUUAACA